UGGUGUCACAUGGGAGGGGCCUGGGUUGCAUGUAGGCUAAAGCUAGCUCUCUCUUAUUUCCCUGGCAAAUGUAGUCACCACAACCAGUCACACGUCUCUCCUCCUCCUCCUCCUCCUCCUCCUCCUCCUCCUCCUCCUACACUUGUUUCCUUACUUCAUCCCUCUCUGCCGCCUGCCUGACACAAGCCCCACAUAUCCCAGGAGGAUAAGAUGCCAUGGAGGCCACAGGAGGAACGGUGCUUAACGUCUGCUCUGUUCUCCUCUUCUUCUUCCUCACAGGUGAGCGCUGGGUUGUUGCUGUGGAGGGCUGUUCUGUUUGGGUUAUCUGUGUUGUGUUGUUGCAGCUAUUGCAGUUACUGUGGUUUCUGUGUUUGCUUGCCUUGCAGGGUGAGUUAGGGAAGUUUUUUUUCAUGUGUGCUGUACAAAAUGUACCUAAAACCUUGUAAAAUUAUGACUUUUUAAAGGUUAACACUGGAAAAAAGUGAAGAGGAUUGGCUGCAGAGUAAAAAAAGGGAAAAAAUGCAUUGUGUUGGUACAAAAAGGGAAUUUGAAUACUUAAACAGCAUGUUUUCUGUGUUGUGAGAAGAGAUAUUUUGUGAAAUUCUUGUUUUUUGGAUUCGAGCUGAAAAAUAUCACAAAACAAGCUGCAAAAUCUAAAAAAAGACAAACAGUGCCUCAGUGGGAGACAAAAUUCAAAGACUGCUUCAUGUUUUUCCCGUUAUCAAAAAAUAUUAAAAAAAUUACUGUUGUUUGAGGGCUAAGGAUGACAAAUUAUGGCUGCAAAAUCAAAAAAGGACCAGAAAUUGUAUCAGAUGAACUGGAUUUUGCAUGGUUUGAGUUUGAAUGGGGUGACAUGUUAUGAAAUCAUUGUUUUUAAGUCUGGAGAAAUAGUGACUGAACCAGGGAGAUAAGAAAGAAAAUGCAUUGUAAUCACCACAAAUAGCAAAUUUAAGGAAUAAUAUGACUGGAUGUUGAUUUUUAAGACUCUGGCCAAUAAAUGUGUAAAGAAGGAUGCAAUUUAAAAAAACAAAAAUAAGAUCUCUGUGUUAAAAAAUGCAACAUGUGGCGCUCUUAUGUCGAAAAUCAACAGGCUACAGUGGCUAUUCACUGAAGUUGGUCCCCUCAUCCUUUUAUGAUGUAAAUUUAAGCCCCUCAGAGAGCUGCUUUUGAGCAUAUUUGGUGUUUUUUGCAUGUACUGUAUCCUCCAUAAUCACUCUUGUGUGAUUUUAUAAGAGUAGCUCCUCUCUUGUUGGCGCAUGUACUGAAGGACUUUAGGAGCAGGACACUGGAAAGCAGAAGUGGUUUUGGCCACAGCCGGGUGACUCAGUAAUAACAGACAUAUGACCAGAUAUGUCUGACAUGAGAAAAAGCCCCUAAAACAUGAAGGUGGGCUCUGCUCCAGCUCUGUUUGUAUCAUCAACCUCCUUUGAGGAGCUGUUUGUCUUAUCUCUAAGGAGGCGAGUGAUGACGGCGUAAGGACAUGCACCAGGACACUUUAUUUAGUGUCUAAACAUCUGGGAUGUGUGUGUGAGGGUGAUAAGAGGCAGGUGCAUGUUGGUCUGUUUAAAUGUGUUAGUGUGUAUGUGUGUGUGUGUGGCCACUAAAUGAAGUUAUCCUCUCACCUCACACUCUAUUGUCCUUCGCAUCACCACAACAAUAUGUGCCUUGUUUUGGGGACAACAGUGAAGGAGCGGGCUCGGCACACUCCUCUUUCUGCCUUUUCACCAAGUCUCAGCUGGUGUAAACACAGGCACACUCCUGCUACUGAUACACACACACACACACACACACACACACACACACACACACACACACACACACACACACACACACACAGAAAGUAGCCUGAGGGCUUGUAAGAGUGGAGCGUGUCGAAGGGCUGUCUGCCCUGUAUGUUUUAUUUAGGACAUAACACCAGAGACACAGUGAGUCUAUUGUGAUGUACAACAUGGUCAGAAGUAAGCAGGGACCUGGGUGACACCCGCUGGGUGUCCCCAGGGAGGAAAUAGAGGUGGAGCGGUUAGAGGGUAUGAGGGCAGAGGAGGGGGUAAAAAUAAGUGAUUCGAGGUGUAAAUGCACAAAGACAUCUGUCACACAGAUGAGAGGCUGAGGCAAUUCAUCCGAUAUUUUCUCCUUUCCAAUGUAAAUUGAACGUGAAAUGAGAGAAAAAGAGAGAAAUAGAUGCUACACAGACAGAAGUGAGACAAAAGGACACAAGGAAGAGGAGAGUGUGAGUUUUUAGUAAGUUUGCUCCACAGUAGUGCUGCCUACUCACAGGCUGCUGCUUCACUCAACCUGGCAUCCAAACACAGUGGCUCACUUUUUAACUUCGAACUGUCAGAAAAACUCAGAACAUGAAGUUUGAAGUUGUCAAAAUGAACUGCGAAAUUAUCUGUCACAGUGGAAAUGUCAGUGAUAUAUAUAUAUAUAAUGCUUGGACUGGAUUUUUUCCACAGUCUGGUUGUACCCUUAUCAAAAAGAAGUAUGUUGAAGUGUACUUCAAGUAUACUGUGUUUAAACUAAAUAUGAUUUUACUUUACUUUUUAUGCACUUUUCAGAGAUAUGCUUAACAAAGUUAAUGUUAAGUAGACUUGGCUUGUACUAAGAAUUAUACUAAAAGUUUAAUUAUAUUCAAUCUAUACUUAUACAUAAACUUUUGAUCAAGAUAUACCUAAGGUUGCAUUUGUGGUUUAAGUAUACUUGGUCAGUGAAUACUUCCAUAUAUCUUUUUAAGAGUAUGCUCUUAAAGACAUAAGCAGUACAAGCCGAGUAUUAUUGAAAUAAUACCAUACCAAGAGGUCAUUUUAAUUAUGCCUCCAAAUCAGUGUGCAGCUAGCUGAGUGGAUUAAGGCACACCCCAUGUUGGGGACUACAUUAAUAACAACCCAUAAUGUGCAAGCAAUUUUACUUUUAAAGCUUCUAUAGGAGAUUUUUGACAUUUAUGAAAUUCAUAUUGAUACUUUUUUUUACAAACAAUUUUACAACCCAAAGCAAACAAGACUAGCAGGGCAAACACUGAUGAUUUUAGAAAUUGUUUUUUUUUUAUGCCUGAAACAGGUGUAAGGGGAUAGGUGUCCGCCCGCCAGCUCUGUUUUUGUAAUUCUCAGAUGAAACAUUCAGAAAAAAUGAUACAUUCAGUUCUCAAAGGUCAGUAGGAUUACUAUUGUCUUCAGAAGACACUAUUUAUACAUGUAAACAACAUGCUAAAGAAAGACAAAAUUAAUACAAAAGGAGAGUUUUCACAGGAGCUUUUAAGUAAUGUUGUCAAAGAGAAAAAUCUCAUCCUCUUUCAAAGUCAAGUCAUCUAUCGUGGAUUUCUUAUUGGGAAAAAAAAAAAAAGGCUGCUUCUUCUUUGUCGACGCCUACCCCCUCACAUUAAUUUCAAGCACUAAAAGUUACAGUGCAGUACACAGUGGUCAAUCUUGUUGAUAAUGGUCUCUUUUGCACAACAUAAAAAAGCAUCAAUAUGAAUUCAAAUCUAUUCCAUGAGUGUCAAAAACUCCUCACAGGUGCUUUAACUACUUUUUUCAUAUAUGAAAUAAUACCUUUAAUUUGAAAUGAAAAUAACUGCAGAUGAACAACCUUGCCUCCUCCCACUCUUGGUGUUUGCGUUCCAAGUUGCCCCAGCAGGUUACUAGAGAAUAAACCGUCUUAGCUGCAAGCCAGGGCUUUUAGAACAGACAACAAGGUGCUAUAGAUCAACAGUUAUCGAGUGAUUUAAGACUGACCCAGUGUUUGUUUUGGGACUAGUUAGGAUCAAAGCGACAAGCCUCGUCCUUGUCUGACAAAAACAAUCACACUGUGUGGUGUGCUGGGUCAAUAUUAACUCACCAGAGUUUCAGGACCUGCUCAGUGUGGGGACUAGGAUGUAGAUUAUCGAAAGAAUCUUGUUAUGCAGCCUAUACAAGGCAUGAUCAUAUCUUUGUUACUAGAUAUAUUUCUAAUAGUGAUCAACCACGCAUGAGCCUAAAUAUUGUUGGUUUAAUACAGACUUGAUCACAGAUUGGUCAUUAGCAUUUACUGCCUUUGUUCAAAGGAUUUGUACAGUGGACAGAAACCUGGAAACAGAGAGUGGGAGUUGACCAUAGACUGAGUAAAACAUGGAUGGGAUCUCAGUGAUGUGCCUAUUGAUGGUGGAAAUGCUCACUCAAAAUAACUCCUGGUUAGCCCAGCAAGAGCUAACAGGGAGCUGAGGCAGGCCUGGAGCCUCCUGGCCAAACGCUAGAAUGUGCCUGCAUGUAAGUCAGAUCAGUUACACAGCUUAUGUCCUUUGUUAUGCAAAACCCAUUAUCUUAAAAAGAAUUUGUUGUACAAAAAGUCAUCCCCUAUGAUAGGAAAAUGGUCCAUCAGUCCAAGACCAUUUUUUGUAUGCUGUAAAUGAAUCUAAUCUUGCCUUAAAACGGGCUUUUUAACAUGGGUAUUGAUGGGACUACCUUAGCUUCAGGAGCCAGCCUCAAGUGGACCCUUGAGGAAUUGCAGAUUUGAACACUUCCAGACUGGUUUCAUUUUUCAACAUUAGAGCCUGCAGCUUGAGGAUGGCAUUGGGUUAAGGGAUUUGAGCCAGUGCUGUCCACUCAGAGAACUACAGCUUCUACACAUGAAGCCCAUGAUGACUGGGGUCCUUUGGCUGCAUGUAAUUUGGUAAAUGAGAAGAGUUAGCCAACAUGUUUUCAGUUUUACAGACAGUGAUAGGUCAAGGUCGUGUUUGUAGCUUUUUGUGCCACAUUCAAGUGUCCAAAAAGCAGAUUAUUGGAGAUCAAAUUGUCACAUCGUUGUUGCUCUCAGCAUUUAUAAAAUAAUAGGGUAUAAUAGCAGUUUACUUCUUUUGCACAUCUCGUCAAAUAAAUUCCACAAGCACAAACUGCUAUCCAAUCAGAGGUUAAUAUUUGGCAAACAGUUGGCAAACAGCAAAUAGUGAACCCACAAUGAUUUCACAUCACUCUCCUGUUUUUGUCUUCCUCUUUCCAGAGGUGAGCUCUGAGUACAUUCACAUCCCCACACUAGUGCAUCAUGGUAUUGAAGGGAAGUCCCUGCUCUUGUCUGUUGAGACCCACUUCUCCAUGGACGAGGUGGAGAUCCAGGGAACUUGGUCGCACACAAGGCCAAGCGGCACCAGAGCCACGUUGGUGACGUUCACCAAAGAGUCAUCGAUCACUGACAUGAUGUACAGAAACCACCUCCUCUUUAGAGAACCAAACGUUUCGCUGCUCAUCAGGAAAUUAAACCCAGACGAUGAAGGGGAUUAUACGCUGGACCUCAACAUCGAGUUUCAUAACAAGACAGGAUUGGUCAUAAAGGAGAAGAGAACUGUGCAUGUAUCAGUUGAUGGUAAGUGGUUUGGUGAUUUGAUGAGCAAACUGACUUUAUCUGUUGCUUAAACUCCAAACUGACCUUCACUUCCUGCUUGUUUUUCCAUAGUUCCUGUUUCGUCUCCAGUUAUUGAGAAGAGCCCGUCGUCUGCAGUGAUUGAGGACAAAGCAAAUGUAACUUUGUCUUGUUCUGUUGAAAGAGGAACACGAGUUGUGUUUCAGUGGCUGAGGGACAACAUUGCUCUUGGUCCUAACGACAGAUACCACUUUUCCCAAGACAACUCCACCCUGUUUAUCAGUCCUGUAAGAAAACAGGACAAGGGGAUGUACCGCUGUGUGGCCAGCAACCCUGUCAGCCCGGACCGUCACAGCAGGGGUGUGGAGCUCAAUGUCUAUUGUAAGUAUAAGCAAAAUAUAAAUCUGUGUUGUCCUUGCACCAAAACCAUUUGAGAUUUCAGGUCUAAUCCAGGAUUUCUACUGCAUCUGGAACAGUGGCGAUUUUCACCGUCCGCCAAUUCCUACCGAAUUAGUUUGUGAGGCGAAUUUCAUGGCGGAUUACAGACAGCAGGAAUCACAAGAACUCACAAGAACCCGCGGAUUCACAUGCAUUCACGCAAUAACAAGUUGUCUUUAGCCACAUAGACUAACCAUAUAAGCAGUAGAUUGUGUCCUUCCAGAGGAGGAAAUCUACUCCUAGGCCUCUAAAAUCAGCAUCCUCUCAUCCAUGGUGUCAUCGGGGUGAAAUGCUGUCUAUAAACCUUUCACUUGUUUGUCCCUGCCCGUCUUCAUGAUGUGAAAUAUGGUCCGCCUGAAACAUGGAGUGUUUUAUUUUGAGAAGAAGCCAGAUGUUUUAUUUUGUGUCUGAGCUCGACUUCCUUUCCAGCACAGGUUAAUCUGUGCUGAAUUUAUCCGGCAUGCUCUGGCGUUUGGAAAAAAUAGAACUCUUGCGAUCAGCUGCGGAGUCUGAUGAUCUGUAGUGGAACGGAAAGAAGCCAGUGGAAAUUGACACAUUGACUUGAACGGUUACGAUCAGCUACGAUCAGGGGAUACAGCCUUUUUGUAGCUGUUCUGGAUGUAGUGGAAAUUGGGGGUAAGCCUGCUAUCUCUGAUUGGACAGGAAGUCAAGCAUAUUACCUGUAAAUUCAGAAAUAACACAAAAUGCCAACUUGCAACAUAAUAUUAGAUUGAAUAGAUUCAAAUCAGACUGCAGUGUUUGGAAAGUGGGGGUCUGGUGGGACAACUUUUGUGUACUUGCAACAGCAAGCGCCACCGAGAAGUGCCCUGAACUCAAAGUAGUGGGCACUGCUAAAGACACAGGCCCUAAAAUGGAUUAUUUCCUAUGCAUGAUUCAUGGAGGCACCUGUGGCCUGGAUUUUAAGGUGACCAUUCUCUUUGUCAUGCCUUGUGAUCUGAAAGAGAUGGACUGGUUCUACCUACUUAUUUUCCCAAAUAACAGUGGCUGGAUCAUGGCAAAUUUCUCUGAACUUACCAUUCCUGCACAAACCUUUAUCUGUUAUCUAAAGGUGUGAUUUCUUUUACAUAACCCUUUUAAUUUGGCACACACUAGGUCCAGAUCAGUUUAAAUUUAUUCAUCUUUUUGUAGGAUGUAUUCAGCGCUAACCUCCUGAACCUUGCCAAAACUAACUUUAUAAUAACCAUCACUUGUCCACUCUCGUCUAGUUUUCACUCUUAUCGCACUGUUCUCCCUGAGCCAGACUGCAAGAUUGUAUGUAAAUGUGUAUGAGGGCAAACUUCUUUCUGACUGAAAACACGUGGUUGAUCGGGAACAUUAUUUGCAUGGAGGCACAUGUACCUCACAGAGCUCCACUGUUCUGCCCAUAAAGUGUGUAGAUGCUCUGAUAAAAAGGUUCAGCUUUGAGUCUGAGGUUGUACUGAGAAAAUAAUCUUUCCAUGAAUUCAUUUGAAUGUGGCUCCACAUAACUGACUUCUCUGGUUUGAUGGGACGUAAAGGAGUUUAUACAUCCGUGUGAAAAACCUAAAAUUUCAUUUGUUUUUGUUUCUUAAUUUCUCUGUAUGAAAAUGAGCAGUUUGGCUGUCGUUAAUUUAACAUUGCCAUCAUUAAACAUUUGGCAGCAUUCUGCUAAAAGUAAUACUACUAUCAUCCAUUCAGUUGAUUACUUAUUAAACCAAUUUCAGUUUAUGUUUUAGGCAGUCUGUGAAAAUCUACUCACAGGAGCUUUAAUUUAUUAGCACUACUGAAUUGACACCUUAGGUCUUUCUUAAAGCACAUGUGGGGUACUUUUGGUUUUUGUGACCCAUUUGGUAGCUCUUAUCUCCUUGUGAUUUUGCCCUCUAUGCACUGAAGUGUUUUUUAACCAAAAACCCUAAUAAAGCUUUGUCAUAGCCGUCAAAUGUGUUGAGUCACAAAGGUUUUUAUCGUAGCAGUCAGUCUAUCACUCUGUUUGACACCUACCCUGCAGCACUGGUUUUGAAAACAAUAAUAUAGAAACCAUUCUUCUUUUCAUUAAUUACAAUCUUUGCUUGAGUCUAAAAUUCAUUCUGUUUUAUAACCAGCUAUAAAUUCCUUACAGGAGCUUUGAAAACACAUAACUGAGAUUUACUGCCCAGUGUAGAGAUAAUAGUAAGAGACUCUCUCUUUGUCGCUACGUUGUUAAGUACUUCUUUUUUUGUUACAUGUCUUCUCAAGCUCUUAAUUUGAAGGGCAAGCAAUGUUCAAGGCAAUUUCAAUCAGAGCAACAGUUGCCUACUAUAACUAUCAUAUCAACUUUGGGCUAUCAUAUUUGACCCAAUCUCGGUCCCCGCAGAUGGCCCCUACAACCUGGAGGUGGACUCAGUCCAGAGCCUGCGGAUAGGGGAAGUGUUCACCAUCAACCCAGGAGAGCUGGUCUUCUUUGAAUGCCGGGCUGAUUCCAACCCACCCAACAGCUACGUCUGGAUCUCCACGAGCCGGAAUUCCACUCAGGUCAUCACUGAAGGCCCACGGUUAGAGGUGCGCUUCUAUCGACUUGCUCAGGCUGAGGAGUACCUGUGCCGAGCUUUCAACAACGUGACACAGAAGCAGGACGAAGCCCGGAUUACUCUAGUGGUGGCCAGCUUUGGACCAGGUGGGUAGGAGGUGGAACAUGGCAGGAGGGAGCUGAGCGUGGGUAGGUUUUGGGAAUCCUCUGAGAUAAACACUCUGUAAACAGUGUGUCAUGCCAAAAACAACUGAGGUUUAUAAGCUACAGAAGAUAUAUCAUUAUCCUGACAAUGACAGGCAAACACCAUGGCCAGGUAUGUAGAAAAAAAGCAAGUUUAACAUUGUGUACACAACAGGUGAAAGGAAAAUCUAGGCUAUGGCUAUAACAUGAAAUAUACAUGGCUAUUGAGGGCAUUAUUUUUAAUCUGUGUUGCUAGGUUUCUGAGCCUGCUGCUUGUAUUAAAGAUCAGUGGCUGGGAAAGCAAACAGUGGACGACAGCUGUUGUAUUUGUUGACUAAGUUUUAUAGCAUGCAGUUUCUGUGUGCUGAAUGUGACAUUGAUAUGUUGUCUUGGUGAUACAGAGAAAGGCUGAUAGCCACUGCUGAUACUGGCUAUGAUUUAAACUGCUGUUUACCGACUUACAGGACUCACUGAAGCCCCAGCCUUACCUGACAUCAAAAUCUGACAUCAAUCACAUUAAAUAACCUUCACACAUACAAAAAAGUCUCACAAUGACUAUUCAAAAUUGAACUGUACAAGUAGAACCUGAGAUGUGCCGGUCCAGGUUUAAGUGCUGGACCAUCAUUGUUGUUUCUCAAUUGAAGAUUGCCUGGUAAAAAUGUUCAUACUGGUGUUCUUUAUGCUUUUGCUUACAGGCAAAGAGAAACACAUCCAGGACAGUGGCUCUGUUUCCCCUCUGGCGGCCAUUACAGUCUGCUCCUUGUUUGUAAUCGGCUGCAUGCUGCUGUUUUUCCUCAGGAGAACGUGCCAUCCUAAAAGAGGUUAGAUAAAUAGAGGUUCUUUUACUGCUUUGACAGAUGUGGUUUUUCAGCAGUAGUCCAUGCUAGCUCCUUAAGUCAGCUCUGCAACCUGUUUAACAUGUUCUAUGUUUGAAUUUCACAUACAUGAGAUGACACUUAACGGCUUAAUGGAGUGAGAAAUUGCAUGUGGACGGUUAACAUUUAUGUAGGUAGCUUGAAACUGUAAGACAAACUGAAGGCAAACAAAGAAAAGUAACUUCUUUAUUUGACUAAGACCAGGUUAUUUUGAAAAGUAAAACCAUGUUUUUCUCUCUUUCUCUUUGUCCCUUUAACCAACAGUGCUCAUGAGUAUCUAUAACAGGUAAGUGCCCCUAAAUUUCCAGGAUUACAAAUCUUUACUUCAUCAUUGUUAUGACUGUAUGCCAGGAGGCAAUAACCUUUUUUAUCUGGCUGUGUUUGUAGGCCACUUUCGGAGCAGAAGAGACCACAUCGUUCAGGUAGGCUAACGUCUGAAAACGUGCUUUUACCUUCUUCUAAAGUUAAACAAUGCAAUAACUUAUUGUAGCCAUACUGCUUUGACGAAUAGAGAUGAACAGAGUAGAUCUUGGUUUAGGGUCCUGUAAAAAUUCAUCAUAUGUCUCUUUUGAAUCUUUAGGUCACGAGGAUGCAACGGAAGACUUCGGCAUCUAUGAAUUUGUGUCUAUACCUGGGAAAAUGGAAUCAGCACAGGUGUGUAAUGUAGCACAAUAAAGGCUGUUGUUUGCCGUUGAGCUAUUGUGAACAUUAGCAUUCAUUUUCCUCCCGUCUGUCCCCCAGGCGUCGUGCAGGUCUCUGGCUCGUCUGGAGUCGGUUCAGGAUAUGCACACCACCAUCUAUGAUGUGAUCAGACACGUUCCUGAAACACCCAGCCACAGUUUGCUGAAGUAACCUCUGUUUUGGUGUUACUUGCAGUUGUUUGACUUGAAGACUCUUGUGUAGCUUUUUUCCCUUUAAUCUCUGCUGUCAAAGCCUGAAACUGGAUUUGAUGGCCCUUUUUUGCACAAGGGAUGAAGGAGACUUGUGACCUGAUCGUGCACUGUUAUCGCCCACACUUUGGGACGGAUUUUAAAUGUGUUUUCUUGACAUUGUUGUGAGAUGAAAGUGUAUGUAUGGCUUGAAUUAAGUCUUUUUUUAUGUGAAUGUAUAUCUGAGCUUAAAUUUUUUCUUCUUUUUUCAUUCAGAAACAAAGAUCACUGUUAUCAUAUUCAACCAAGCAAAAUAGCAGUGGCUAAUUUUACACCAUAUCAUUUUUACGGUGCCCUUAGUCUCCUCGGUUUGAUUGUAUUAACACAUAUUUAAUUUAAAAGACUAAAUUAUAUGAAUAUCAAUAAUAUUAACGCCAAGGAGAUUCAGUUUUGUGAGAAGACAAGUGUUAUAAUGAAUGCAUUUUCUUGUAUGAAAUAUAUAUAAAUAAGUGUAAAUACUGUACAUUGAUGAUGCUGCAGAUUCUACUUAUUCUAUUUCUAUGUUUUGUCUAAAUCUAUUUAUUCGUAUAGAAACACUCGCCCUUUUUCCUCACAAAUGUAGCAUUUCCUCUGCUCAUCAUAGAUUUAAUGAAAUGCUGAAACAGAGAAAAACUGAUUCUGUACAGUUUGCAUCCAAAUGUAUGUUUUGUACUUUAUUAAAAUAUAUCUCUAAUA
Molecule: messenger RNA, 10910 nt
Organism: Xyrichtys novacula (pearly razorfish)
Lineage: Eukaryota; Metazoa; Chordata; Actinopteri; Labriformes; Labridae
Source: the annotation of a GenBank genome assembly